Messenger RNA from Coregonus sp. 'balchen', 3335 nucleotides. The record is from the annotation of a GenBank genome assembly. Lineage: Eukaryota; Metazoa; Chordata; Actinopteri; Salmoniformes; Salmonidae.
AUGGAGCGGAGACGUCGGUGGGGUGGCAGGCUGGCCGACAGCCCCGACGAUCCGAUGCUGCGGAACAAAGGGUGGGGGGUGGAGGGUGACCGAGGGUGUCAUCUCUUCACCCGUCCUCUUGAACAUUACAUCUGCUACUCUCUCCUCCUCCCCCUCUUAGAGGUGCCUCCAGCAGUCAUCAGAUCUGUCCCCCCGUUCAAACUGCCAGUGUCGGGAAGGCUGGCACAUUCUCCCUUGUUACAGGUGGAGGUAGAUGGGAGUCUGUGUUUAAUGGUAUUGGAUGGGGUAAAACAUUUCACUUGGUAAGAUGACCACCUCUGGUUGAUAUGCUCUGUGAAGACCUCUUGUUAGACUUUUCCUAAAUGUACUUAGUUUUUAAAAAAUCCUGAAGUCACUUCACCAAUGUCCGGAUAGGUCAUAAACAUCCCGUUCAACAAGGCACCCUAUAAGUAGACAGUGGAUACACAUUUACAGAGUUAACACAGAGCACAAGAGGUUGGUGGCACCUUAAUUGAGGACGGGCUCAUGGUAAUGGUUAGAGCGGAAUUAGUGGAAUGCUAUCAAAUACAUCAAACAUAUGGUUUCCAUGUGUUUGAAGCCAUUCCAUUUGCUCCGUUCAAGUCAUUAUUAUGAGCCGUCCUCCCCUCAGCAGUCUCCACUGACAGUUAUUCAGAGUUAAGUCAUCAAAGCUAUGGUAUUGCACUACAGCCAAAGAAAACAGUCCAUGUCCAAGAAAUCAAGGUGACAUAAUAAAGUAGUUGUGAAACAGAGGAGGCUGGUGGGAGGAGCUAUAGGAUGACGGGCUCAUUGUAAUGUCUGGAAUGGAAUGAAUGGAAGGGUAUCCGUUCUUUUAAUUCCAUUCCAGCCAUUACAAUGAGCCUGUCCUCCUAUAGCUCCUCCCACCAACCUCCACUGUUGUGAAAAGACUGAAUAAUAAACACAGAAAGAGGAAAGGACAGUCAAAGAGAAAACAGUGAGUGCAGUGCAAUGAUUGUGUACAAUAGCUAAUUAAUGGUAAGAAGUACUACACUUCUACAAAGAAUACGUGAAAGCCACUCACAGGGUCAGUUGUACUCUCUGUGUUCUCCUCAGUCUUCAACUUCAGGAAUUAGCUGGCUUUGAUUGAAUAUCCAUUCAUUGUUAAUGCAGCAGUCUGGUCCUCCUGUCCACAUCAUCAUCAGCAAUGCCUUGCCCCCAUUUCUGGAUCCAUUGUCUGUCUGUCUGCUGUCUACUCUACUCUCUCCACUCUCCUUAUCUAGUCUCAGUCUCCUCUGCACCCUUCACACCCACAUAUCUCUCUACCUUUCAUCCGGUGGCCCUCUGACAUGAAAGGUGGUCGAGACUGCCUCACUUCUCUCUUUCAUUUUAGUCUCGCCAUCAAUUAUGAAUGAAUGGCUCUCUGAAGAGCAAGAGCCAGCAUCGUACCCAUACUGAUAAUUUAGCUUAGGUGAAUUUAUAGAUGCCUGAGCUCAAUGCAGUGACCUUUGUAGGCAGGUAGCCUAUAGCGGGUUAGAGCGUUGGGGCAGUAACCGAAAGGUCGCUGGUCAGAAUCCCCGAGCCGGCAAGGUUAAAAAAUCUACCGUUCUGUCCUUGAGCAAGGCAGUUAACCCCCAACAACUGCUCCCCGGGCGCCGAUGACGUAGUGUCGAUUAAAGCAGCCGCCCGUACAUCUCUGAUUCAGAGGGGUUAAAUGCGGAAGACACAUUUCGGUUGAAUGCAUUCAGUUGUGCAACUGACUAGGUAUCCCCAUUCCCUUUCCAUCUGUUAAAUCUUCAAGAUUGAAAGCAGCUCUUUGGGGUAGAGUUGUAUUGGUAUCCGCAGUAUUUUGCACCGUAUGAUUAAUUGACAAAGGUAGAAAAUAAUAUCUCCCUCUGUGUCAGAUUCCAUGUGGUGGGGUCGCCACGAUUUGCAAAUCCACCUCACCUCCUCUAUCUCGAGGUCUCCCUAUUGUUUUGCCAGAUAACCUUUCAUAACCCUUCAAGCGCAUUGUAGUUCUGAAUUUUAACUCGUGGCGGCGCUACUCGCCCAAACGUAAACAUGAGACGCACAAAUAAUCUGUGCGGCCUCUUUUAUAUGAACUGUAAGCGGAAGUACUUCAUAUAGAGACCAGAACGAUAGAGUACAGAACGGUAAGUGUUAUGUGUCUGUUUCACUACAAUUAUUUUCUGGGUGACAUUGGCACGUAAUGGCAGUAGUUUUUCUCCGGUUUGUGGAUGUGGGCGUUUUAUAAUGGGAGGACAUAGGCGCGAGGAAGGAGAAGGAAGACGCGGGCAAAGUCACACGGAGGUUAUUCGAAGAAAAAGCUGAGCCCAGUUCGUAAAUACGCACACAGUGGUUGCGAAACACGACGCCGUUCUAUUGGAUGGUCAAGCCACUAGAAAAAUAACUAUCUACAAACUCUUUGUGGCGGUUUAUUGCCCCUCCCCGUAUCAGCAGUUGUCAGUGAAGUUUGCUUGCUAGCUAGUGUAGUGUAUGGAAAUUAUGACUGUUUUAAAUGUUUUUCAUGAAGAAAUGGAAUGUUGGUUAUGUUAGUAUCAAAAGGCAAUGUUUAGUAUAAUGUAACAUAUAAUAGACAGGAAGUGUAUUGUAAACUGGCCAGAAGAGGGAGCCCAUCUUGUUGCAUUGGUUAUAAAUAGGGGUACACGAAGAAGAUAGGACAGAGCAGACAUUAGAAUUGGAGGACACUGCUCUCCGGACCUUGCAAGUCUGUUACUCAUGCUGAAGCUUGUGAUCUGAAUAAACCUUAUGAUCAACGUUCAGUAUGAGCAGACUCCUUUUGUUCAUCAGCAAGGACGACCACCAUUCAUCAUAUACGACACUAGGAAUCUGUUUGAAUCUAGUUCCUUGCUGUUCGUGUUAUCCAUAGCCACUAAGCCAGCCAUCUCUCACACACACCUACAUGUUACUGUAUGGUGGUAAACAAGAAUGUCUUGCAUAGGUGUCCUCCCCCUGAUGUCACAGUCCAACCAUAGUAGCUCUGCCUGAGUAGUGGCCCUGUUUUAUGGUGCCAUGAAAUUACAUUUAUUGAUCAGUCUUCCGUUCUCUUCCCCAAUUAUGUCUUCUUUCAGAUGGCUCACCGGCUGCUAGUCCGUAGAAUUUGGACCCUCUCUGUUAAAGACUUCCGCUGUCUCCCGGCCUCCACCUCCUCCUUCUCUACCUCCCUGCGUUCCUCCACUGCCCCUCUACCCUUCCUUUCCCCCAAACGCACUCUGUUCCGCUCCCUGCCCCACACUUCCCGCAGAGAGGUCUCCUUCAACGUGCAGGACCAUGAGGACUUCACAGAGAGAGUCAUCAACAGUGAGCUGCCUGUGCUCAUUGACUUCCAUGCCCAGUGA